GUGGGUUUGUGAGGUGUUAGGUGGUAUGGGAUUAAAUUAAAGCUAAAAACACUCACAGCAGCAAACACCUGCUACAGUAACUGCCCUAGCAACCUGUGAGUGAAAGUUAAAUCGUUUGGAGUAUAUUUUUUUAAAUGGACCACAUUAAAUCAAAGUUGGUACUCAAUUGCCACUAGGGGGCAGCCUAAACACUUCUCAAGACCUGUCACAGGUCACAGGUUGCCAACCCUGGUUCUGGAAAUCCCUCCUCGGUGCACAUUUAGUAUUCUCGUACUGUAACACACCCACUUCAACAAAAGAAGGGUUGAUUAGUUGAAUCAUUUGUGUUUGAGUAAGUGAAAGACUCAAUAAUGUGCUGUUCAGGAGUAGGGAGAGGAAGCUUUUAUCCUUCCAUUCAAAGACAAAAGGCAGUUCAAAGGCAGGUGUAUUCUGCCCCUGUUUUAUCGUAGUGUGUUAUAUUGUGUUCUCGAUCGCUUACGUAACAGACAACAGGUGUAAAAGAGAGCUGGCGAAUAGUCAGAAAUGGCCUCCAGUGACUUCAGUUAUAUUUCUGGUGACCCACACCUUCUAUCAGAAGUGAGCAUUGUGCUGCUGGGCUGCAAGGAUUCUGGGAAAAGUUCUGCAGGAAACACCAUCCUGGGACAAGACGUGUUUGAUUUACAGGAAAAUGUGCGCUGCUUGAAAAGACAUGGAGACGUAGCAGGCAGGAAGAUCACUGUAGUUGAAGCUCCAGGAUGGUGCUAUGAUAACCCUGUGGAGGAGAGCACCGAGCAUCUGAAAGAGGAGAUCAUCCUCAGUGUGUCUCAGUGUCCACCAGGUCCACAUGCUGUACUGGUGGUAAUAAAUGUUGGCAAGAAUUUCACAGAAAAUGACAAAGAAAUAUUAGCAGGAUAUCUCAGUCUUCUCGGUGACAACAUCUGGAGUCACACCAUAGUUCUGUUCACCUACGGAGACUCUCUGGGUGACACAACCAUAGAGAGACACAUUGAGAGUAAAGGACAGGCUCUGCAGUGGCUGGUAGAGAAAUGUGGGAACAGAUAUCAUGUUUUUAACAACAACAUGGAUGAUGACUCCCAGGUUGCGGCACUGCUGGAGAAGAUCGAGAAGACCAUGGCGGGAAAUAAAGGACGCCGUCUGAUAACGGACGUGAAGACAUUAUGCAGGAGUAAAGAGGACGAAGACGGAAGGACUAGAGGCACCAAUUAUUCACAAUAUUUCAUAAAUGUGCUCGUAUAUGUUCUCGAAUUCCUCUCGUUCAGUUCUCAGCAGGUGUCACUGCCUGUGUGGAGUAUCACACGUUCGCUCUAUUUUCGUAUGGGUUUCUCGCGGUUUCUACAGUUUCCUCCCACCUCCCAAAAACAUGCAGUGGUUUUGAAAAGUGGGACUGAAAAAAACACACAAUCCGCAUCAUCACUGCACCCAGAUGCGAGCCGGAACGAGAGAAGGACCUUAGAAGACACUGAAUUAUUUACUCCUGAGUUGGUUGAAAACUAUCAUAAAGAUAAGAACAGAAAUGAAUACAGGUUUCUCUGCCCUCAUGCUGGUCAGUUUGAGUGCAAACUGACCAGCCUUGUGUUUGAGAUGGAAGGGAAGGGUGUAGUGAUGUACAGAGUAGUGCCCUGGGACAACCACAUCUUGGCUGGAUUACACCACAUGGAUCCUGCAGGACCUCUGUACAGUAUUGACUGCCUUGAAGGUUCAAUCACUUACCUGCACCUUCCACACUGUGAGCUCCAUUGGGAUGUUACAGGUACAGAUGUGGUUCAACUGACCGUGGCAUGUGUGACGGGGGAAAAUGUAGAAAACCUUCAGCCGCUGAAAGUAACGAACACACGUGUGAUCAUAGAUGUUCAGAGACAACGUCUCUCCUGCGUCGGCGUCGUCAAAGAGCUGCAAUUCCAGUCAUAUCCCGUCAGAGCCCAAGUCUUACUAUUCUGUAAAAAAACUGAAGAACACAGGAUGAGUAAACUGUACGUUCAUCUGUUGCCGGGUAAUGUGCCGGUGAAAGAGGUGCAGAAACAACAUAACUCCAACACAUACAUUAGUACGACCUCUGAAUGUCAGCUGACUCCUGGUUACAUCUACAGUCCAUGCUGUAAAACUACAGACCACGACUUUGUGUCCCAACCGAAGGAUGAAACGUUUAACUGCGAUUACAGCACCGAGUUUCCUCCUACGUUCGAGGUGCCGUUUAAUCCUGAGGUCGAUCAAUUCACUUUAAGUCUUUUGGAUGAAAAUGGCCAGGAGGUGUGGAAGCCUUGUACGUUCUUGCUUACAGGUGCUGAUCUAGAUGUGGAUGAACAAAGACACAUUCUGGCUCUGGCUCACAUUUCCUCUUCUUUAUAUCACAUUGGAGACUGUAUUGAAGGGCAUCCCAAUGAAGCCAGCUUCAACCCUGAACUCAAGAUUCAGGAUUUCACACAUUCUGCAGACGUCUACAAGGGUUUCGUCCAGACGCCUCUCAUUUACCACAAACAGCCCAAAGGAGACAUGGCAUUUUUCAUUCCAGAAAUGCUUGAAAGUUGUCCUAAGGACAGGAAUAGCUGUGAAUACAGGUUUGUCUGCCCUCAUGCUGGCCAGUUUAAGUGUGAACUGACCAACCUUGUGUUUGAGAUGGAAGGAAAAGGUGUAGUGAUUUACAGAAUCGGGUCCUGGGAAGGCCGGCUGUUGGACGGAUUACCGCAGAAUGAGCCUGCAGGACCUGUGUAUAGUAUCGACUGCCAUGAAGGUUCAAUCAAUUACCUGCACCUUCCACACUGUGAGACUUGUACAGAUGAGGUUAAACUGACUGUAGCACACGUGACCGGUGGAAAGGUGAAGAUACUUCAGCCUCUAAAAGUAACAGACACACACGUGAUCGUACAAAUCCAUGGUCUUUCCCUGUUCGCUCUUAUAAAAGCACUGCUAUUCCAAGCGUAUCCCAUCAGAGCCCAAGUUCUACUGUUCUGUAAAAAAGUGACUGGAAAUCACAGGAUGAAUAAACUGCACAUCCAUCUGUUACCGGUGAACGUUCCGGUUAAAGAGGUGCAGAAACAACAUGAGUGCGGCAUGUACAUUGAGACGACCUCCAUGUGUAAGCUGAGCCCCGGUAAGACCUACGAGCCAUGCUGUAAGUCUAACGACUGUGAAUACAAACACCAACCAGAGGAUGAGACGUUUGAGUGUGACUAUGGACCCAAUUACCACCCUACAUUUGAGGUGCUCUUUAACACUGAGGUUAAUCAAGUCACAUUAAGUCUUCUGGAUGAAAAACGCCAGGUGGUCUGGGCACCUCGUACAGUCUUACUUACAGGUACAGAGUCGGAGGCAACCAACAUGGAUACGUUGGAAACCAAACGUGCUGAAUUCGUGAAUGAUCACCGAGCAGCUUUCAUUCAGAGAAUUUCUUCAGUAAUGGAGAUUGCAGACUGUCUAAUAGCCAGGAAAAUAAUAACUAAUGAAAUGUUAAGUAAUAUCAGUGCAAAGGAAACACCGCAAGCCCAAAUGAGAGAAGUGUACAAAUAUCUUGACUCAGCAGGACGAGCUGUGAAAGCUCAAUUCUAUCAAAUUCUCCUAGAGAAAUAUCACAGUUUAGUGAUGGAGCUGCAGUCGACUCAGGCGUAGUGGACAUUUAACAGAGUAACACACAUGACAGAUUUAUUUGUGUAGCAGAAAUAUAGAGAUUAAGAGAUUAAUUUUCAUUAUUAUAAUCCUGUGUUAAUGUGAACAUGUUAAAUCAACAAACAAAAAAGCUACAAUUUGUUAUUACUAUAAUUCCAAUAAUUUCUUUUAAUCUUAAGUAGGCAGCAAUAGAUUAUUCGGUUUUAAUGUAUCUUGCGCUAAUCGUCAGAAACACGAAGAAAAAAAAAGAUUUUUUUCUUAGACAUUUUGUUGUUGUCAUAUACCAUAAUUAUUCAUGUCAAGGUGUAACCACAGCAUACACACCUGCCUCUUGUCCUGUUCUUUGGAUUUCUCUUGGAUACGACUAUAAGACUGAGCUCACCAGUAGAUAGCACAGAAAUCAUUUACAAAGGAAAAAGUAAAUAUAGUUAUGAAAAAAAAGUAUAGACAUGACUGACUAUUUGUCAUUUACUCAACAACACUAAUCACGGAUGGAAGGAUGGGUUUAAAAAUGAUGAUGGAGGUUCUUCAGGGUUGUUCGGCUCUUCAGACAUCAGUCUGAAAAAUCUAAUGAAAUUCAGAUGACCAUAAAAUAUAAAAAAAUUGAAUGUAAUAAGAAUAAGUAAUAUAGUUUAUUACGUAAAAUAGGAAUAUGUUCGUGUCAGAGGCUUCGACUUUGAAAUGGAUCAUCUUGUAAUUUGAUUUGUAAAAUGAUUUUUCGGCUCCUCGAAGCAGCCGGGAUGCAUAGGCUGAAUGCUAGCGAUGUAUAAAGUAUAUAUGUAUAAAGAUGUAUUGAGGCGAUGUAUAAAGCAAUUUCACCCAACUAAUACAUUUAUUACCAAAACAAUUUUUUUUAAAUACAGCGAAUAAAUACCCCCACUCUACCCUAUCAAAUGCUUUUUUAGCAUCCAUUGAAAUCACAAUCUCAGGUACCGUCUCGGAAUGUACGGUAUGAAUAAUGUUUAAAAGAGUGCGAGUAUUAAAAAAUAAAUGACAUCUCUUAAUAAAACCGUUUUGCUCCUCAGAAAUAAUGCUGGGCAACACUCUCUAGGCACAGAGCUAUAGUUUUUGCCAGAACUUUAACAUCAGCAUUUAACAAAGAUGGAGGCCUAUAGGAACCACACAAAGUUGGAUCUUUGUCACUCUUCAA
This is a messenger RNA of Tachysurus fulvidraco (yellow catfish), 4750 nucleotides long. RefSeq lists its product as uncharacterized. The coding region runs from base 523 to 3603 and encodes 1026 amino acids. NCBI's taxonomy places the organism in Eukaryota, Metazoa, Chordata, Actinopteri, Siluriformes, Bagridae. The transcript has 18 exons. Gene Ontology annotation, biological process: inflammatory response; regulation of apoptotic process; innate immune response. Gene Ontology annotation, molecular function: GTP binding. The record is from RefSeq and is a predicted model, not a curated record.